GUUUCGAUCAUAACAAACGUCACGCGAAUUGCAGACCAAAACAAAGGCUAUUUAAAAUUUUCCUGCAAGUUCUUUCAGUUUUCCAAGCUGUUAACGGUCUUAUUCGCACCUCUAUGUAGUGGGAGGAGGCGUCUGAAGGCCUAUCUCAAAAACCCAUCUGCGCCUGGCCUGGGGGCCAGAAUGUCGCGAAACGUCCAACGCCGCCCAGAAAGACCCCCAUCCGAUGAGUCCUCGGACGAAGAGCAGGCUGCCGCCUCAAUCAACAAUUCAAUGAAUACCUCCCUGAGCCAGCAAGAGUGCUCAGUGUGCAUCUCGGUCGUGGAGCUGCCUGUGAGGCUGCCAUGCGCCCACCUUUUCUGCUACACCUGCGCCAAGGGCCUCGCACAGACCAGCAACUCCUGCGCCAUGUGCCGCAGUCCCAUUCCCAUAGACUUCCUGCUCGAGCCCGACAAAUACGUCGUAGGCAUAAUUAAAGAGCCCAGCAAUGAACACUCCUGGUUCUACAUGGGCUGCAACGGUUGGUGGAUGUACGAGCCACGAGUUCAGACUGAGAUAGAGGAGGCGUUUAAGAGCGGAGAGAAGACGUUCAAGGCCCUGAUUGCCGGCCACUUGUACGUGGUGGACUUUGAUAACAUGUUUCAGUACCGCAAAGACUUUCCUUCGAAGCGGCGGAAGAUCAAGCGUGACCUCACCAGCAGCAGUCACAAGGGACUAGCUGGCUUGAAGCAAGAAAUGCGACCUGAAUUUCCUCUCGGAAAGGAGUAAUCGUCGAUUCUUCGUCUGACUGGAAUGUUUCGCAGUGUUAAAAUUGGGGGAAAUGGCGGAUAGCUUUUUACGAUGAUUUUUAACUGACUAUCUUUUUGAGCCUGUGAUGAAUACUUAUUAUAACUUACUGACAAAGGGGUUCUUGCCACACAUUGCUACCUCCUGCCUAGGAUUUCAGUGGCUUCUCUCUGGAGGUGUCUCUUGUGGUUUACAAGUUAAAUUUUCUCGUGAUUGCAAUGGAUAAUUUUUAAUUAAAAGCUUUUGCUUGUGUUGGAACCCGUUUUCAUUUAAUAGCGACUUUUACUGAUUUUUUAUUUAAGUAGAAAAUUUGUUAUGCCAACUUGUUUGCAUUGAAUCUUCUUGUAUACAGAGGUGACUGUUUUAUUAUACAAAAAUUUCAGCUUCGUUGCAUUGGAAUGAAUUAUAAAAAUAGUGUUAACAUUUUAACUAUAAGAAUAAUAAUGGUAUUACAGCGCA
This is a messenger RNA of Cloeon dipterum, 1242 nucleotides long. RefSeq names its product E3 ubiquitin-protein ligase rnf146-like. NCBI's taxonomy places the organism in Eukaryota, Metazoa, Arthropoda, Insecta, Ephemeroptera, Baetidae. Gene Ontology annotation, cellular component: nucleus; cytoplasm. The record is from RefSeq and is a predicted model, not a curated record. Bases 181 to 765 code for a protein of 194 amino acids. Gene Ontology annotation, biological process: ubiquitin-dependent protein catabolic process; Wnt signaling pathway. Gene Ontology annotation, molecular function: ubiquitin protein ligase activity; poly-ADP-D-ribose binding; zinc ion binding. The transcript is spliced from 4 exons.